GUCGAGAUAACAGAUCAAGUUCGAGGUCAGGCAGAAGAGAGCCCGACAAGCCGUGCAAAAGGACGAACAAUGCCUCCGACCGGUACUGGAACAGCAAUCACCGCGACGACGACACUCACGACCGAACAAGACCAAAACAUUCGGCGUCCACACAUGACGGGAAAGAUGGCCAGUCGUUGCAGGAUAUGGAUAUCUCGCCAGACAGGAGUACACCGAUUUCGGAGAAUUCCUAUGGCGCUAGAGAAGCGAAUUGUGCAGCGCGAAAUAACACAGAGAAUUCGGUCCCUCCAGUCGUCGUACUUGAUAAUUCAAAUCAACCGAGUGGAUCGCUGCUUGCGGCGGCGCUACCGCGAAUCGUGGCAGCGCCGACGGUGACGAUGCCGGCGAACAACGGCGGCGGGUCUCCGCUCGGGAGCGGCGCCGACACGCCGCAGCGGGACGCCGGCCCGCCGACGCCCACGCACUCCGAGAACAUCGAUCCGCACGCGCCGCCGCUGCACCUCGAUGCAGCGCUGCCCAGGAAAAUGGAAUGCCUGGGCAGCUACUCGUCGGUGGUGGGCGGCGCGCUGCACCACGCCGCGCCCAUGCUCACGCCGUCGCUCGUCAACUACGUGCGCGCCGACCUCAUGGGCCACGUCACGGGCUGGGCGGCCGACAUACUGGAGAAACAGGCGAGCAAGUUCACGGAGGAGGCGUACCAGCUGGGCUGCCUGCAGUGCACGCGUGUGUCGGCCGAGCUCAAGUGCUCGCGCUCGGUGGUCCGCCACACCGAGAUACAAGCAACGUUACAGGAACAAAAGAUAAUGUACCUGCGCCAGCAGAUUUCACGGUUGGAGGAGCUCAAGUCGCAGAACUCUUUCAUGUCGGAGGACUAGGGCCCGCGCCCCGCGCCGCCGCCCCGCCCCCCGCGCUCGUGGGGGCACUUCACCCGUCAAUGCUAAACAUUGUUCAUUCCGUUCUUUUUCUAUGUAAUUUAGAUCGAAUGAUUACUGUUGUGUUGUGUGAUUUGAUGUUAAAUUUUAAGCAUUCAUUCUCGUAAGGUUCGCCGAAUUGGCCGAUCUUAUUUCUGUGUAGCGUAUCCGACGACUCUUGUGUGCGUGUGGUGUUUAAAUUUGUCUUUGUUAAAAUUAUUUGAAAAAUGUGCCUCGGAUUUAGUGAACAUUCGAAAAGAAUUGUAAAAGUCAAAUAAUCGAGCAAUAUGAAAACUGAGGGCUCAACUUGACAGUCCAUAACUGCCCCCCUAGACAAAACGCACUUUUUGAUCGAAUCGAAAAUCGAAUCCGUCAAAACUCCAUACAAAAAAGGGGCUUUUCGACCACUUUUCGACUGGUUUGCGAUUAUAAUUUGCACUUUGUCUAGACCCACUGAAUUAUUUGACUGACACAAAAUCUGAUUCCAACUUUCAUAAUUCUUUUGGAAUGUUCACCAAAUCCUAAGCACAUUUCUAUAGAGUUAACACACUGGCCCUCACACCACACACACAUGUUCUUGACGCCCAAGUGGAUUAGCUUCGUUUUGACUUUUCAUUUGUAUCUUUAUGCGAGUGGAUAUGGUAAUAAAAUUAUCGUUUGUAGGUAGGUUAAGUAGAGGCCCGCGGCCCGCCCGGGCGCGGCCGGCGCCGGCUUACAAUAAUUCGUAUUCUAUUACAGCGAGUUCACGAGAUGGUUUAUAGUGAUACUUUUCAUUGGUCAGUUGUAAGGGUACAGUGUUUUGUAAUGUGUUUAUUGUAAAGAUUUAAAUUAUUAAAUAAUACUUUCUUAGAAGUUUGUUUUUAUAUUAUGUAGUUGUUAUGUAAGCCAUUCAUUUUCAUUACAGUUAACUAAUAAUAAUAGCUAAUGUGUUAGCCACCACUGCCCGCGCGGGCAGAGCGGCGUUGUUCAUUGCAGACCUUCAUUUUUGACCAAUCGUUGUGUAAACUUUGUAAAGAACAGGUAUUUUUAAUAAUUAAUAUUAUUAUAGUAACCACAAAUUCAUGUAGUUAUAUUAGUUGAUUUUAUUAUAAAUCAUAUAAGCAUAAUAAUUAAUACGGAUCACAAUUACUUUGCAUGCUUUCGACUUGAGGGCGCAACACAAGAGAAGCCAAGGGAACUCUAUUUGUUACAAGUAACAUUAGCGAAUCAUUAGUUAGGUACGAGCUCCGGUCUAGGUCCUUCUAAUUUCUUUUUAAUAUUAUGUAAGCUAACAAUAAAACUGCUAUAUUUUGACACCGACCUGUAUAAAUUAACAGAAUUAAGUACUGUGAUAUUCAUUCACUUUCACAUGUAAUAAUAGUAAUAAAUAUACAUAUGUUUAAUGUUUAUGUACGAGUAGGUCUGUCUCUGUGUGGAGUUUAAAAUGUAAUUAUUUAGGUGCACGCUGUUUAUAAUUACACUUAUUUAUAUUGUUUAGGAUGUGCGUAAGGAUUGAAAGUCAUUGACUGACCGAAAGAAUUGGACCUACCAUCGAGAUUGGUAGAUUUUAGCUGGUUUACCGUCCACGUGACCUGUUGUGGCACAUAACUAUGGAUUUUUAAUUGUUUUAACUGGACAGUAAACCUGUUAAAAAUCAUCUUACAUUGUUUUGCAUUAUUUGUACGUUUUUUCCCAACAUGAUAUGGCUCUUUCGCCGCGUGGGACUUACAAAACAUUCUAGCUCCUCUACCCGCUUCGGACUUAAAAUGGGAGUGGGGUGGAUAUCUGGCUGCAUCUUGCUCUAGAUAUGAUUACCUAAAAGAUACUGAACAGUUUUUUAAUAUUCCUGCAGAAUUAGUUUGUUCAAAAACAAACUGGAUUUAAAAUGAAGUACUAACAUGCACUUCAGAUUGUAUAUUCUUCACAGGCUUUUCGAAAACUUUCAUAAGAGUGUCUGCAAGGAACUUCUAAGGAGCCGGUGUAGGCAGAUAGUUAUUCUUUCCAUGUAAGUGGCAACGAGCUAAAAUUUAGUCAUAGUGGACUGCAUGUGAUGACAGAGCCACGGGGCCCUGAAAGACGGAAUCACGCAAAGGUGGGACGACCCGACUCCAACCAAAUUACAGUAACUAAAGUGCUUCGUUUUAACGUUUCUGUUAAUGGCUAAAACGGUGCGAGGGCAGAGGGAGGAGUGCAUUUGAAACUUUUGUAUCUGAUUGAUGAUAAUGAGAUACAAUAUCCAACUCGGCCCCGCGCGGUGUAGACAGAAAACAGUUAAACGGCAGCCUAUUUUGUUUGUAAUUUACGAUGAUUGAAGACUGCCUCAUGUGUUCAGCAAACAGUCCGUUAACCGUCUUAUUAGUAUAAGUUCUUAUUGUUAUUACUUGCUUCUCGGGUUUAGGGAAUGACCCACAAUCCUUGCGCGCAUUAUUUAGGGCCCAAUUAUGCAGGUCUCUCAGUUAUAAGUUAUAGAGUGAGUGUGGCUGCAGCCGUGGCUUUGUUGUCUUGUAGUGUAGUGUUUCAGUGGGGACCUGUCACUUCCCCGCCGUAACCUUAGUGUAGUAAAUGUGAACAUAACGCGACAGCGCCCUCCGCGUCGCCUCCACACAGGGAACUCGCCAGUUAAUUUUUUUUCCAUGUUCUCCAUAAUCAUACUUUUGUUUUCCGAAAUUGUUCGAAAUACGAAGAUUUAACCUGUUUAAAUAAAUAAAUCAGUUUCAAUAAA
Molecule: messenger RNA, 3612 nt
Organism: Ostrinia furnacalis (Asian corn borer)
Lineage: Eukaryota; Metazoa; Arthropoda; Insecta; Lepidoptera; Crambidae
Gene: wcy
Product: WW domain-containing adapter protein with coiled-coil wacky
Exons: 6
Biological process (GO): positive regulation of TORC1 signaling; regulation of autophagy
Cellular component (GO): nucleus
Molecular function (GO): RNA polymerase II complex binding; chromatin binding
Source: RefSeq, a predicted model, not a curated record